Fonsecaea nubica is the source of this 1674-nucleotide messenger RNA. RefSeq lists its product as hypothetical. Bases 1 to 1674 code for a protein of 557 amino acids. The transcript has a single exon. Gene Ontology annotation, molecular function: flavin adenine dinucleotide binding; oxidoreductase activity, acting on CH-OH group of donors. The record is from RefSeq and is a predicted model, not a curated record. Lineage: Eukaryota; Fungi; Ascomycota; Eurotiomycetes; Chaetothyriales; Herpotrichiellaceae.
AUGGCCUCGUCACUGUCUCCGUCUCCGUACGACUACAUCAUCGUCGGAGGCGGCGUUGCCGGGCUCGUCCUGGCGUCGCGACUGUCCAGAAUCCUCCCGCCUUCAGAUACCAAACAGAUUCUCGUCCUCGAGGCAGGGACAGACCCCUCGACCACCGACCAUAUCUUGACGAGCCAAGGCGCGCAUCUGGCUCGCGAGUCCCCUCACUCGUAUCAGCUCGCCAUCUCACCCAAUCGGCACCUCAACGGACGCGGCGCAACCGCGCCGGUCGGCAAGGCGCUGGGUGGCUCCGCGGCGAUCAAUGGGGGUGCUUGGACGAGGGGACCGAAAAGUGACUACGAUCUGUGGGCAAAGGUCGUGGGCGACGACAGCUGGGGCUAUGAUGCCCUUCUCCCCUAUAUGAAGAGGGUGGAGAGUGUAGUGUCGCCAGAGGGUGUGGAGAUGGAUGAAAGCCAGCACGGACACGAUGGACCAUUAAAGCUCACCCCGAUCCGGUCUCUGUGGCCAGCGAGGAAGUACCCCCUGAGGGAAUCAAUUCAAAAGAUGUGGGAGGAGGCAGGGGCCAGGUACAUCCCUGACGGCAAUGCAGGUGAUCAGAAUGGCCUGAUCGAAUUUGUCGAGGUCUGGGUCAACAGCGUCAGACAGCUACCGAGCAAAAUCUUCGAUUUGACAAAGGUGGACAUUCGGACCACGAGUACGGUACAGCGCGUCACCUUCUCGGGACAAGACCAGCCUAUUGCAAAUGGCGUCGACCUUGUCGGCGGCGAGCACCUGGUCGCGAAAAAAGAGGUCAUUGUCUGCGCCGGGGCGUACCACAGCCCCCAAGUUCUCAUGCUCUCUGGGAUAGGCGACCCUGACGAAUUGGCAAAGCACGGCAUAGAGCCCAUUGCCCCGAAUCGCGCAGUUGGCAAAAACCUCACAGAUCAUUUGGCCAUGGGGCUGACCUGGAAACUAGAGCAUCCGGAAAAGGGGCUGUCCAUCGGGUCGCCACUGUUCAACGACCCUUCAUAUUUCGCCGGGUGGCCGGUGGAUUUCAUGAUGUUCGGGCCUUUAGACCAGCUAGCGAAACUGGAACCUCUGAUCAAGACUCAGGAAGACAGAAACCUUGUACUCAGGCCGGAUGCGUCCCAUACGGAGAUUGUCACGCUCUACGUGGCCAUUGGCAAGAGGCUCACGGGUAUCGACGUACCACUGGACGGGAGCUAUAUUAGCACCAUCGUCUGCUUUCUGACACCUACAUCCCGAGGUUCCAUCACUUUGAGGUCGGCCAACAUCGAGGAUCCGCCGGUAAUUGACGUGAAUUUCUUCGAUACUGAUGUGGACAGGGCUGGCCUCCGAGAGGCGCUUCGGAAAGCGGCAUCAGUCCAUCUUGGCACCGAGGCUGGGAGGUCCUUUAUAUCCCAUGAAGUUGCACCAGAGGGAUACGCGUGUAUCAUGGACGCAACGGACGAGGAAAUCGACAAGCGAAUUGCUGAUUUUGGAUAUAGUCUUGACCACCCGACGAGUAGCUGCGCGAUGGGCAAAGCCGUGGACAGUCAUUGUCGCGUGGUGGGCGUCAAAGGCUUGAGGGUCGUCGAUGCCAGUGUAUUUCCGAUCCCGAUGGCGUGUCACCCUCAGUCUGUGGUCUAUGCAAUGGCUGAGAGGGUUGCAGACUGGAUCGGUCAAGGGGAUUAG